AUGCACGCCGCGGCAGAGAGGCCCCCUGGCGAUCCAGAAGGAGCAGCAAAUGCAGCAGCAGCAACACAGACCCGCACAGGCAAGCAGCGGCUUGUUGCAAGCAGCAGCAGCAGCAGCAGCAGCAGCAGCAGCAAACCCCAAAGCGCUGUUUACCCCAGCAACAGAUUCAAAGCCUUUGGUCAGCGCAACGCAGGAGGAAAGAAACAGCAAUACGGGGAUGCGACUGCAGCAGCAGCAGCUGCUGCUGCUGCAGCAGCAAAUGCUGCAGCAAAUGCUGAUGCGCAGGCAGCAGCUCCAUCACCUGGGGCGCGAUCCGAUACGCAGGCAGCAGCAGCAGCAGCGGCAGCAGCAAAUGACGUUUUGCAUGCAGCAACAGCAGCAGCAGCAGAAGCAGCUGCAACAACUACCAGUAGGGACACAGAGGCUGCAGCAACGGCAGUAGCAGCAGAUUCGAAUGAGCAAAUAACAGCAGCAGAAGCAGCAGCAGCAGCAAUAGUAGCAGAACCUAGAAUCAGGCACUCCACAGCAGCAAACCAAUCAGUGGCAGCAGCAGCAGCAGCAGCAGCAGCAGCAGCAGCAGCAAACAGUGUGGAGCAAUCCUCAGCUGCAACGAAUUCGACCCGGGAAGCAGCACCAGAACCCUCUGCAGCAGCAGCAGCAGCAGCAGCAACUUCCCGCGAGAAAUUAGCAGCAGCAGCAGCAGAGGAGCUGGCGGGGAGCAGCAGCAGCAGCAGCAGCAGCAGCAGCAGCAGCAGCGGGGUGAAGAAGAAGUCGAAAGUGCUGUACUGCGUGUCUUCGACGAAAUAUAAAUUAAUUCGAAAAGUCUGCAGCAGCUUUCCCGGCUGGGAAGAGUGCCCCCAGGACAGCCAGGACUGGGAUGUUCUUUGGAGCGACUCUGCAGUGACACCGCAGCAGCUGCUGGCGAUGAAACCCUACCAAAAGAUAAACCACUUUCUUGGCACUCACGCCAUCACGAG
Molecule: messenger RNA, 977 nt
Organism: Eimeria tenella
Lineage: Eukaryota; Apicomplexa; Conoidasida; Eucoccidiorida; Eimeriidae
Exons: 2
Source: RefSeq, a predicted model, not a curated record